Molecule: messenger RNA, 2061 nt
Organism: Emys orbicularis (European pond turtle)
Lineage: Eukaryota; Metazoa; Chordata; Testudines; Emydidae
Gene: EPB41L4A
Product: erythrocyte membrane protein band 4.1 like 4A
Exons: 23
Coding region: 1-2061 (686 amino acids)
Cellular component (GO): cytoskeleton
Source: RefSeq, a predicted model, not a curated record
AUGGGUUGUUUCUGUGCUGUCCCCGAGGAAUUUUAUUGUGAGGUUUUGCUUCUGGAUGAAUCCAAGUUGACCCUAACCACCCAACAGCAGGGGAUAAAGAAAUCAACUAAAGGGUCGGUUGUCCUGGGCUACGUAUUCCGUCACUUAAACCUCGUGGAGAUAGAUUACUUUGGACUGCGUUACUGUGACAGAAGUCAUCAGACAUACUGGCUGGAUCCUGCAAAGACCCUUGCAGAACAUAAGGAAUUGAUAAACACUGGGCCACCAUAUACUCUAUAUUUUGGUGUUAAAUUCUAUGCAGAAGAUCCAUGCAAACUUAAGGAAGAAAUAACCAGGUAUCAAUUUUUUUUGCAGGUGAAGCAAGAUGUUUUGCAAGGUCGCAUGCCCUGUCCCAUCAACAUUGCAGCUCAGCUGGGAGCAUAUGCAAUUCAGUCUGAGCUGGGAGACUAUGACCCAUAUAAGCACACUGCAGGUUAUGUGUCAGAAUACCGAUUUGUUCCAGACCAGAAGGAAGAACUGGAAGAUGCAAUAGAACGGAUACACAAAACUCUGAUGGGUCAGGUUCCUGCUGAGGCAGAGCUGAAUUACUUAGGAGUGGCCAAAUCACUGGAAAUGUAUGGAGUAGAUCUCCAUCCUGUCUAUGGUGAAAACAAGUCUGAAUAUUUUUUAGGAUUAACACCUGUAGGAGUUGUUGUUUACAAGAAUAAAAAACAAGUAGGGAAGUAUUUCUGGCCUAGAAUUACAAAGGUUCACUUCAAGGAAAUGCAGUUUGAACUUAGAGUGCUGGGAAAAGAUUGCAAUGAAACAUCCUUCUUUUUUGAAGCACGUAACAAAACCACAUGCAAACAUCUUUGGAAAUGCUGUGUAGAGCACCAUACGUUCUUCAGAAUGCCAGAAAAUGAGUCAAACUCUCUGUCAAGAAAAUUCAGCAAGUUUGGAUCCGUAGGCUAUAAACAUCGGCACAGUGGCAGGACAGCUUUGCAGAUGAGCAGAGAACUUUCUGUCCAGCUUCCUCGGCCUGACCAAAAUGUUGAAAGAAGUCGUAGUAAGACUUAUCCAAAAAGAAUGGCACAAACACAACAGACUGGAUCCAAAAGCAUAAAUCAGGUUACAUCAAAUAUGGAAAAUGGGGAAAAAGAAGGAACCACUAAAAUUAUUGCACCUUCCCCAGUAAAAAGCUUUAAAAAGGCAAAAAGUGAAAAUAGUCCAGAAACCCAAAGAAGUAAAAUAAGUGCACCAUGGGAGGAAAAUGGCCCCCAGAGUGGACUGUAUAAUUCUCCCAGUGACCGCAAUAAAUCACCAAAGUUUCCUUACUCUCGACGACGGAACCCAUCAGGUGGCAGUGAAAAUGAAUCUGGGCAACAAGUUAGAAGAAGGAAAGCCCAGAACAGUGGUGAAGAUUCAGAUCUGAAGCAAAGGAGAAGGUCACGAUCUCGUUGUAAUACCAGCAGUGGUAGUGAGUCAGAAAAUUCUAACCGGGAGCAUCGGAAGAAGAGAAACAGGUUACGGCAGGAGAAUGACAUGGUGGAUUCAGCUCCUCAGUGGGAAGCAGUACUGAGGCAACAAAAAGAGAAAAACCAGGCUGAUCCCAACUACAGGCGAUCCAGGCACAGAUCUCGAUCGAGAAGCCCAGAUGUACAAGCAAAGGAAGAGUUAUGGAAACAUAUUCAGAAGGAACUUGUGGAUCCAUCUGGGCUGUCUGAGGAGCAGCUGAAAGAGAUUCCGUACACCAAAAUAGAGACUCAAGGUGAUCCAAUCCGCAUUAGACAUUCACAUUCCCCCCGAAGCUACCGGCAGUACCGGCGGUCCCAGUGUUCUGAUGGCGAGAGAUCUGUUCUGUCUGAAGUGAAUGCAAAAACAGACCUUGUGCCUCCAUUGCCUGUGACUCGUUCCUCAGAUGCUCAGGGUCCCAGCAUUCCAGCUUCACAACAGAGGCGAAAUGGGUCCAAAGAUAGCCUGAUAGAAGAAAAAUCUCAGAUAUCCACUAACAGCCUGGAUGGAAAACACAGUGCAAAGACAAUAAAAACUGUACAUGCAUCACGCCUCAAGAUAGAGACUUGA